Acanthoscelides obtectus is the source of this 1080-nucleotide messenger RNA. The record is from the annotation of a GenBank genome assembly. NCBI's taxonomy places the organism in Eukaryota, Metazoa, Arthropoda, Insecta, Coleoptera, Chrysomelidae.
AUGUCGGAACCGCCCAUAGAAGACACUAAGAAACAAGUUCCUAAGACACGUCCAAAUAGUUUGUAUUGGAGCAACGAUAAGGAAGAUAUAGGCAUCCAACGACUUCGAACUCAAAGAGACAGUAUACUUUAUGCAGGAAAGUACUCGGAAAGAUACAAAGAUUGCUUUAAACACGAACUGUCCGAGGAUAAGUUUCCUCUAACACUGAAGUGUCGCGAUACUAUGGACAUGUACAGAAAGGUAGCCAAAGGUGAAAAGAUGGAUCCAGCUACCACCAAGUUAGCAGCUGUAUCGAAAAGCAACGCUACUAACGAUCUCAAUAAAAGAGCUAAUACGCUUAUAGGUUAUAAACCGGUACCAGAUGGUACACACAGGGUUUCGAACCCUACCUCUCCUGCUAGUAGUCCAAAGACUUCAAAGUGGGUGAAAAAAUCUAAAGACGUUAAUAUCUAUAACGUUACACCAACAGAUGGGCCCAUUUCACCAACUUUUGCCCACAGAGAUCAACCAGUUGCAUUAAGUAACAUUUUAAAUAAUACCGAUAGCACUUUAGACCAUCUCCAAAACGUAGAAAGCAUCAUCAGCAAACUCCACGAGAAAGAAAAGAAAGAUGAGAAUUUGAAGAAGUUUGAGGAGUUACUGAAGAAGGUGAAUGGUCCUAAAGCCACUACUGCACCGAGCAAACCGUCUACACCUCAGUUUUUGAAAGAAAAACUGCAAAAGGAUGUGAUUAAAAAGCAAGGAGGGACCAAGUCCGUGGAUCAGUCCCAGGAGAUGAUUAAAGACCAAGAACAUAUCCUGAAUCCAAUGAAACAUUGUAGUGAAGUGGAGGAUUUGCAAGCGAGAGGUUUGAGUGAUGAGAGUGAGUCGAAUAGAGAACCUUUCAAAAGGGAUGUUAAGGAGAGGAAAAGUAUGGAUCAUGCUGCUAUCAAGGAGAAGAAGAACGUCAAUAAUGGCAGUUUGAGUCGGACUGCGUCCGAUGCUCAGAAAUUGCCUGCGAAGAAUUUCAAAAGGCGGGAAGCUAUCAGCACUAGGGAACGGGAUCGGAAUAGAAAAGUAAGUUUUUCGUAUUAUUACUGA